AUGGCUAACUUUGAAUGUGCUGGGUGCCCUAACGCACUGGAUAACUCCAUGUCAUUGCAAUGUCACCGAUGCAAUGACAAAUAUCAUGUAGCAUGCACGCGAAUCACAAUGCAAGAUUUUAACGUGAUGAGCUCGGAAAUGAAGAGUUUAUGGAUAUGUGACGUUUGCAGGUGUAAACAACCAAGAGGUGAUCAUUACAACACUCCAGCUCGAAACUCACCGGUGGAAAUAGAAUUCGUAACUCAACGUGUAAAAAGUCGUUCUAAUUGCUCCUGUUUAUCGGCUAGUAAUAUACGUGAAAUAAUUAGAGAGGAAUUGCGCAACAUUUUUAGUAAAGAUUUACAUCCUAAAAUUCACGAAAUAAAAAAUACACUUGCCUCAUUUGAAACUUCUUUGUCGUCGUUAAACCAAGAUAUAGAUAAAAUUAAAUCCGAUCAUGCUAACCAAUCUGCACAAAUGCAACACAUUACUAAGGAGAACGAAACUCUGCGUGCAGCUAACAAGAGUAUCAUAACUCGUCUUACGCAACUUGAACAGCAGACACGAGCUUUAAAUAUUGAGAUCCAAUGUGUUCCAGAGAAUAGACAAGAGAAUUUAGUUAACACAGUACAACAACUAAGCAAUAUCAUAAAAUGUCCUAUAGCCCCAGAAAAUAUAUAUUUUUGUGCAAGACUAGCGAAAAUGAAUACUAGAAGCCCUCGACCGAGAUCGAUAUUAGUAAAGUUCAGUAGUCCAAGACUACGUGACGAAUUUUUAGCAGCUACCAUCAAAUAUAAUAAAAAAAAAGAGUACGGAUAA
Parnassius apollo (apollo) is the source of this 798-nucleotide messenger RNA. NCBI's taxonomy places the organism in Eukaryota, Metazoa, Arthropoda, Insecta, Lepidoptera, Papilionidae. The record is from the annotation of a GenBank genome assembly.